UGUUUGUGCAGCUUUCGGUGCGAAAAUAAAAGCAGGAAUCGGCGUUGAAAAGAGAAAUGUUGAUGCAAAGAAACAAUUAGCAUCAAGUCUACAAUCUACAGUAUAUAGAUGUUAUUUGUUGUUUUGAGAAUAACAACUAUAGAUUUGAAUACAAAGACAGAGUCCAGUCAGAGGAGAGGUAGGCGACCUUGUUCUUGGUUCCAGACACUCAGGCCACCAGCCCUCCUUCGUUCUACGAGCCUCGUUGUGCCCCUCGUCUCCUCGUGAAGAUGGCACCCUCCCUGGCCACAGCCUUCUCCAGGCGCUGGUGGAUGGCUGUGACAGCGGUCAUAGAGAACCUGCUGUUCUCUGCUGUGCUGCUGGGCUGGGGCUCCCUGCUCAUCAUGCUCAAGUCUGAAGGCUUCUACUCCUACCUCUGCAGAGAACCUGGUAACAGCACCAGUCAGAACCAGUCUGAGCCAGUCCAGGUUGGGGAUGCGGAGGGGAUCACCCAGAGCCCCGUGGUGGAGGAGGAGUACCUCCAGAUGAACGGCUGGCCCAUCUGUAAAGACCAGGAUGAGAUGCUGAACUUGGCCUUCACUGUGGGCUCCUUCCUCCUCAGUGCCAUCACCUUGCCCCUGGGCAUUGUCAUGGACAAGUAUGGCCCACGCAAGCUCCGGCUGCUCGGCAGCACCUGCUUUGCUUUCUCCUGUAUCCUGAUCGCUUAUGGAUCGAGCGACCCCAAGAAUUUGUCCAUCCUCAUAUUCUUUGCUCUGGCACUGAACGGGUUCGGAGGAAUGUGCAUGACCUUUACUUCCCUCACGCUUCCCAAUAUGUUUGGUGAUCUUCGUUCCACCUUCAUCGCUCUCAUGAUUGGAUCGUAUGCAUCCUCCGCUGUCACCUUCCCUGGGAUCAAGGUGAUCUAUGACCUAGGAGCCACCUUCAUCACUAUCCUGCUGGUGUGGGCUGCCUGUGCUGGCCUCGUCUUCAUCAACUGCUUCUUCAACUGGCCCCUGGAGCCCUUCCCUGGACCUGAGGAUAUGGACUACACUGUGAAGAUCAAGUUCAGCUGGCUGGGCUUUGACCAUAAGAUCACUGGAAAGCAGUUCUACCGCCAGGUGACCACGGUGGGGAGACGACUCAGCGUGGGGAACAGCAUGAAGCAAAACCCCAAGGAGCUGGCCCAACAGGAGGGCAACAAGCUGUGUCUCUCCACCGUUGACCUGGAGGUCCAGUGCAAGUCUCAGGAGGAAUCCCAGUCCUUCAUGAAGAGUAUCCUGAGUCCUAUCUUCAUGCUCAGCCUGAUCACCAUGUGUGUCACCCAGCUGAGACUCAUCUUCUACAUGGGAGCUAUGAACAACAUCCUGGAGUCGCUGUCCGACAGAGACUUGAACACAGUGAGUGUGUACACCUCCAUUUUCGGAGUGCUGCAGCUGCUCUGUCUGAUGACCGCCCCAGUGAUCGGGUACAUCAUGGACUGGAAACUCAAAGAGUGUGAGGAUGAGAACGCGAAGCCGGGCAAAAGAGAUCUUACCCAGCCCAAGCGUCGUGACAGACAGAUCCAGAAAAUCACCAAUGCCACACGGGCCUUCAUCUUCACCAACCUGCUACUGAUGGGCUUCGGGGUCACCUGCCUCGUCCCCAGCCUCCCUCUCCAGAUUCUAUCGUUUAUUCUGCACACCAUUGUGAGAGGAUUCAUCCACUCUGCGGUUGGAGGGCUCUAUGCUGCUGUGUACCCGUCGUCUCAGUUUGGCAGUCUGACAGGCAUGCAGUCCCUCAUCAGCGCCCUGUUUGCCCUGCUGCAGCAGCCCCUCUUCAUGGCCAUGAUGGGCCCCCUGAAGGGAGACCCCCUAUGGGUCAACGUGGGCCUGCUGGGGCUGACGGUGCUGGGCUUCUGCCUGCCUCUCUACCUGCUCUGCUACAGCCGCCAGCUCCAACGCCAGAAGCAGGAGCGCGAGGAGGACCCCAAGAUCUACGUCCAGAUCAACAACGGCAGCACGCCCGAGGCCUUCAUCUAGAGAGACAGACUGACGGACGGAGAUUUGUUUCAACAAUGAGAAGGAGGAACGGAGAGUGUGAGGAGGGGAGAGGUCACAGGUGUGACUGAACUGUAUGAUGAAAUCGCAAUCUCACCCACCAACUCCGGUCCCUCUACCGUCUGCACUUGCACUCAGACGAUACUUUCUCUCUCUCUCUCACCCCCCACACACACACACACACAACUCCCUUACAUUCCCCCUCACACACAGACACAGACAUACAUACAAACACAUACACACAAGCGCUCGACACACACACACACACACCACGCCGACUGCCAAACACACUCUGUCAAACCUACAGUAUAUGUUCACCAAUCUCAGACAACUACUAUGAUAAACGCACACACUUUUACACUCCUCAGAACAUCAUUGACUACAUAUACUGUGAAAGACACGCAACAACACACACGUUGUGAAACCUCUUCAACACACACGCGGUUUCUUUUCCAGGGACACACCACCAAAUGGACAGUGUUCAUCUUCUCACCACUGAAACUAGAAAGGACAAGCGCGGGUCUGUGAACUGAGGAGAAAGGAGAGAAGAAGAGGGAGGAGGAUCUCCACGACUUUCUCCUCCCUUCCAGUCUCCUCUUUGUUUCAGUGCUCUAUCAUUUUUAUCAUGACAUUUUUCUGUCAAUGAUGCCGUGCUCACUCCUGCCUGUCAGUGCAAAAAGAGGACACUGAUUCUCCAGUCACCCUGCGAAAAGAACUUUUCAAUGAUGCCAGUAACGACGACGAGUAUCGCCUCACUUUCAAAUUCUGAUCCAAGUUAGUCUCGCACCGUCUCGUGCUGCACUUGGGGUCUUCUACUUCACGCCCUGAAAACUGGUUUAAUGAUUAUGACGUUAUUGAAACGUUAUCUAAACGUUUAUUGGCGAUAGGCCUGUAUUUUUCUCUGUGGUUGUUACAUGUCAAUGCCUCUCUGUUGUCACAAGUAGUUUGGACUGGAGGUAGGAGUGAAAUAGGCGGUAUAGAAGUUCCAGUACGCCAAAUGGUGCUAAGAGUUCAUCCUGCCAUAACGUUCCCAUAACGUUCUGCAAUGUUGGGGAUAGUCAUCAUUGUAAAUGAAUUGGUAAGAAUGGAACCUCAUGCAACUUUUAGAAGCUAGUCGAUGUAACCAACCUUCUCAUCUAGCGAGUGUUCCUUCCAGUGUCUCAAAGACCAAACCUUGUGACUCUUGUCUUUUUAGUUCUGUUGUUGAGGAUAACAGAGGCGUGGAGUGUUAAAGCCACAGAGAAGCUGUCGUUUUAAGACUGUUCAAACAGCUCUAGGAGACUAGAAAGCGAAGGCAUGUUUUUUGUAACACUCAGCACUCUAGGUAAAAGCCCGAGGCAAUAGCUUUGCUUUGAGUCAAUUUGAGCUGAGAGCAAGUGAUUCGGCCAAUGGGUUUCCAGUGAGCAGUGUGCAGGCCAGCGUUUUACUUCUAGGGAAUACUAUGUGACUGUGCAAAGUGGCUGUGCUUCAAACAAAAGCAUGGCACAGGUUGAAACAAGCCUCUUACCGGUAAUAAUGUGCCACAACAACAUAAGGUACAGCACAACUGUAGAAAAAAAGGGUUCCUAAAGGGUUCUUUGGCUGUCCCCAUAAGAGAACCGUUUUUGGUUCCAGGUAGAAUCCUUUUGGACAUCUGAGUAACUGUUUUAGGUUCUAGAUAACACGUUUUUUCCCCCUAAGAGUGUAGGCUAGGUUAUCAAGACCACUGACUGGUCUUGUCUUGGCAGUCCGUUUUGUCGUGCAAAAUGAAUUUCUUAUUGAAUUGGUGUGUUUUUCUUUUUAUUUGUGAUGACCAGAUCUUGUUUUUGUCAGGAGACCUGGUUUUUAAAAAGUAAUAGUUUUAUCAACUGUAUUUUACCUGCAAAAUUAUACUGACAUGCUGUUCAAGCUUUUGUUCUGUUUCAAGACAAAUGUGAUUUAGUACAAAUGGUUUUACGAGAAAUGGUUUAAGAUAGGAGAUGUGUAGCUUAAGGUGAACUGUGGUUGCUAUGGGCCUAUACCUGCCACUGUUCUACAGUACCUGAAUUACAUUCUGAUUCGUUGUAGCAAUAAGUACUUAUGUGAGUUGCUGAGCAAUCCUCUACUCAUCCCGGCAACACAUAACUCUGUGAACACCACUGUUGUCCAACCACACACAUACACACACACAACGCAAGAAUGUGGAUUGAUAUAAUGUAAUGUUUAUUACAAAGGUGCUUCUCAAUGACAGGAACAUGGACUCAUAUUUUUCUUGAUGUACUGGUCAGAUAGUGACCAUCCUGCAUCUAUCAAUGGUCUCACUUACAAAGCCUCACUUUGUAGCGACAAAUUACUUGAAUUAUCGAAUUCCAACUUCAACUUUGAUUCACUUUUCAAAUCAAAAAAAGGGAGACGGAGAGAUGCUUGAAUAUGAUAUCUGAUUCUAAAUCCACACUCUUGCAGCUGUUGUGAAUGUUGUGAUCUUGGGACCCAGGUGGGGCGGGCAGGCAGGUCAUGAUAGGACAUUAUGUUCUUGAAUGAUCUGUUGCGGGUAACAGACACCGGAGAGAGAGAGCGUGACAACUUGAUUGAUGUAGCUCUACGUCCGCAGACGCAGUGUUUAGACUGGACGGGACACCUGCUUUUCCUCAGUCACUCACAGAAGCACUAACUAAGACAGCCAUGUAACCAGCAGAUUGCCUCUCUAUGUGUUCAGAUGAUUUGAGACGCGGAUACGAUACGGCAAGUCGGUGCCCCGCCCUCUCUCACCAUGACCCCGUCACAUUGAUCCAUCCAUGUUCAAAACCACUAUCCUGAACUGUUGCACUGACACACCUGGUUCUCCACUGCAGUCUCACCCAAACACAAACCACCCACCCAAGAGAUCCUUCACAUACUGGCGAUGGAACUGAGAGACAAUGCUAGAAUCCCCAAAAGCUUCAGGAAUGAAAUACGUGAGAACUGAAUGGCACAUGUGCACCUUAGUCCUCAUAUCAGGAUUUCAAUGCUAUUUCUCUGAAUGGCAUGCACUGAAAUAUAACAUAGACAGUGCACCUCUUGCUGGUUCUGCAUGUUAGCAUAGAAUGUAUUCCCAGUAGUUUUUAAAAAAUUAAUAAGAGUAAUGACAUCGGAACUGCAAGAAACUGUUAUUUUUGUUACUUUACCGCAGGUGGUCUUAGUCUCUCCUCUUGUAUGCACCAUCCAGUAGGUCCCUGUCCCUCAAUAUAGAAUGGCUCCUUGCUACUGACUGCUGUUUGGGCCUGUCUGUUUGGGUUUCUCGAUUUCAAGGAUCUACAGGUCUAGACAUCCUCACUUUGAACAUCACUCUACUUGUCGUUUACAUUAAUGUAUUUAGCGAAAAGAGAAAAAGCAUGUAUAGCCCUAUAGACUGGUUCUCGUGGCUUGAACAUGUGUCUAGAGAUUGCAGGUGGAUUCUGAUAAUGAUGCUAUACUGUACUCCAGCACAGUGAAUGUGGGGUUGGGAUGAUCUGCAUUCCCUCAGUAUGGGAGAAUCAGCACUAUUUACACUGCCAUACCUUAAAACUGUCAUUCUACUCAAAAUGCCAUCACCGUAGUUAUUUUCUAGAUGUGACAUACUUUUACUACUAUCCCCUUCCCUGGGAUAUAAAGUGUGAUUGAUUGACUGGCUAUUCUCUGAUGAUGAAAAACAAGCAGUGUUUAUUUUGGAUAGAGUGUUAUAAUGGUUUGUGUGUGACUUUUAGACAUUGAACGGGAGCUUCAGCUGAAACACCAAUGCUUUUCCCUGACUUGUACCUUGUUUUUUUCUCUCAAAUGUAUAUUUUGUUGUUUUACAUUCUCUUUUUUGGUGAUUGUUUCAAUAUUUCAUGUCUAUAUACUGUAUAUUGGAUCUCAGUUUUUGUUUUAUAUCACAUUAUAGCCAUUGUUGACAUUUUGAGUCAUUUUCUAAAUGAGAAGGAAAAACAAUCUAUAUAUGAAAAACAUAAACAGAUUAAUUUGUAAAAUAAAGUGUCCGUUUGUAAUUAUUUGA
Oncorhynchus nerka (sockeye salmon) is the source of this 5982-nucleotide messenger RNA. Its product is annotated as large neutral amino acids transporter small subunit 4-like. The transcript has 14 exons. The record is from RefSeq and is a predicted model, not a curated record. The coding region runs from base 270 to 1997 and encodes 575 amino acids. Lineage: Eukaryota; Metazoa; Chordata; Actinopteri; Salmoniformes; Salmonidae. Gene Ontology annotation, molecular function: L-amino acid transmembrane transporter activity; neutral L-amino acid transmembrane transporter activity. Gene Ontology annotation, biological process: neutral amino acid transport; transmembrane transport.